UGUAUCUGUAAUUGGUGUCGUAUUCGUAUUUAUAAAUUUUUAUGAUUUUUCUUAAUAAAAAUAUCCUUACACCCACUGGAUCUUGGUGCAAAAUUUAUUAGAAUAGCCACUAGUGUCCAAAAAAUAUAAAUGAAGCCAUGGCUUUGACAUUGGACAAACUCACCAAUGACGAAAGGUUUAAUGGUGAUAAUGUACUACAGUUUUUGCUAUAUCUCCCUCUGGGUUUGGUUCUCACGGCCUUACGCAUAGCCCUGGCGCUUGUAUUAUGGAUUGCGUCGAUCAUACUGCCAAAUAAGUCCGCCGUGAGACAGUUAUUGUCUACUCUAGCUUGUUGGACAUUUGGCGUGUACGUGAAGGUGAAGGGCAGCCGCGACCCGCGCUGCAGCGUGCUGGUCGCCAACUACGUGUCGUGCCUGGACUCGCUGGCCGCCGCGCACACGCUCGGCACCAUCAGUUUACGAAAAUGGAAGGUUCCGCCAUUUUUUGCCUCAACACUUGGAAUCAAAAAUGCUGCUCAAUUUGUGAGAAAAGAACACUUCACAGAGAAUCCAAGUAAACCUGUGCUACUUCAGCCGGAAGGUGGUCCCACAAAUGGCACGGGCAUGCUAAAAUUCACAGAUUGGUCCUUCCCCAUCGGUAAUAGAGUCCAGCCUGUUGCUAUCACUGUGGAGCGACCGUUCACAAAGGUGACAGUCCACCGGGCGAGCGACAAGGCGGACGUGUUCCCGUGGUGGGACGCGCUGUGGUUCCUGUGGACGCCGUGCUCCGUGUACACGCUGCGCGCGCUGCCCGCCCUCGAGCGCUGUGACGACAGCGACCAGGCGUUCGCCGAGCGCGUGAGGCGCGCCCUCGCCGACGCUCUGCAGGUGCCGCUGACGGAGUUCAGCUGGGAGGAGCUGUGCCGCGGGCCGCGCGUGCGGCGCCGCGCUGCUGCGCAGGCCGAGAUGCUGCGCCGCGCGCGACACGUCAAGGAGGUGCUGCCGCUCGUGCCGCUGAAGGACAUCGUGAGGGAGCUCGAAAAAACACGCAGCGUCGACGUAACGAUAACGAACUUCCUGGAAGGCCUCGUCCCGUACAGGCCGGAGGCCGAGUCAGUGAGUGACCCCCAGCCCAGCACGUCACAGGCCCCGCCCAAGUACGUGACCCCCGCGCCGACGGGGACCUUUCCCAAGUCCGCCAAAGAGAGGCAAAUGAGUUUCCAGGAGAGGAAAGCGCAGAUGAUAGCGGAAGCCAGGCAGAGGUAUAUAGAAAAACACGGGUUGAAAAUAACCUGUUGAUAGUGAUUGUUUUUUUGGAAAUUGUUAUUACUCUGAGGGUAGUCUGAUAUUUUUUUUUGCACUGACGUUUGUUAUACUGGUCCUACUACCGAAAAAGCAAUAUUUUUACCACAUCUCUAAAAUUGUAAAGGGUUUUAAUAUUGUAAUAUAAUAAAUUAAAUAUUAUCAAUAUAUAUGUAUAGUAUCAGUAGGUAUGUAUAAAUAUACUAGUCAACUUUUUAACUAGUUCUAACUAGGUCCACAACUACUAAUAUUCAAAAUUAUGUACGUUUUGGAUAUUUUAGCUCAAAAUGCAUAUACAAUUAUAUAUUAUAUAACUAUGUAAUUUGAAAAAUAUCUGUAUAUAUACAUCUAAAGUUAUGUAAAACGAACUAUAAGGGCCCCCACAGACAAAGCGUUUAGGUGUUCAGAGAUCUGCUUUCUGUAUAACGUUUGCAACUUUAGAUGCUACCGAGCAGAUAGCAGACAGUUAAACUUUGAAGCCGGAAUAGCUCAGUGGGAAAAGGGCUGGACUUAUUACAGACAUCACAGAGGUCGUGGUUCGAUUCCCUCCCAUGGACUAUUGUCGUACCCACUCCUAACAGUUUUCAGAGUAAUUGGAAGGGAACGGAAAUAUUACUCAUAUUAAAAAAACUGCUGUGUGUGUUGUUUGCUUGGUGCUAUGACAGAUUACUCAAAAUGCAAAACACUGAACUCAGAACGUGUUGUUUAUGCGGGCUCUAAUAGUUUUAACGAAUAAAAACUGUCUACCUUACAUAAUGGUAUUGAAUUUGGACAGACAACUUCUGUUCAAAAAUAAUUCUUAUAGAUUUAAUAUAAAUUUUUAUAUCAAUUGUAGCUUUCCUAUUGAAUUUAAGAAAAUGUCCUGUAUUACUUUUCAAUUGACAUUCAGUAAGCAAUACUAGUAACUAAUAUUUAAUAUUAUUCUUGUAAAAAAAUUAAACUCUAACGAAUUAAGGUCGUAUUUCGACCACUGUAGUGGCUUAACAAGAUAGCUGUCCGCCAGCCAAUUUUAAACACCAGAUAUUAGAGCUUUAAACAAACAACAAACACCAUUUUUAAAUUAUUAUAGAUACUAAUCACCCUGUAUAAUAUACGUCAGUGUUUUAAAAGUGUAAAAAGCGACGCACACCGAUCGUUUUGGUACAAGACCGUGUCUUGGCUGCUGCGAUACAACGCUCAGUGUGUACUAGCCCUAAGGUUAAUGUCAUAUCGGACAGCCAUUUUAAUAUACCUACUUAGGGCCAUAGCUCAUUAGAGCCAUUCUGCACCCGACAAACAUCAUUCGGCGUCCACUCGUUGUCUAUAGGUACGACAAAAACUAGAUCGAAUAUCGUUGAAAAGGUUUAUGUGGUAUUUUCUUUGUCAUUUGAAGGAGAAGGAUGCAAAACAAAAAAAAAAAAUUAAUGGUGGUUCGACAAAUUAUGAAAAUUAUUUUCUUAAUAACAAUUUGCGUCGUCUAUCCAUAAAAAAAUACUAUCUACCCACUUGUAAAUUAUAAAUAUUAAAGAUGUCCUUUACAAUUUCUGUCAGUGAUUGAAAUUGCAUGACGAUGUCCUUGCGUUAUUCAUUCGUUGAUAUUACGGAGCUGAUGUAGUGAGCAAUAGCGUAGUUUACCUCAGGCCUGUAUCAAAAUUAGUUGGAGGCCCAAUAUACGAGCGGCAAGUCCUGAAAAAUCUCUUUAAUUUUUGAUAUACUUUAAACUAACUCUUUCAUUAAAUACUGCUUUUUUUACUUAUGUCAUUUCUGCAGUUUUUUAUGUUUAUAUUUCCUGGAAAUCACCACCAGAUUAAGUAAUAUUUUAGAUUACUUUUUACAAAAUUUUGCUUUCACACGUAAGGGGCUCCUGUAGACAGGCCCCGUAUCAUUGAUACGUCUGAUACGGCGGUAGCUACGCCCCUGGUAGUGAGCGUAAAGUAAAGAAAGCGAGGCGGCGCCGGUUGGGUGCCGUGUGACUCUAAUGAGCUAUGACCAUUAGAUGAUCGUUAUCGGGUAUUGUCAGAUAACCUUACUUGAGUGCCUUUAGCAUGGAUAUAAUCACGUUUUUGCGUCGUAUUAGUUACUAUUUUUGACUUAAAAUAUAUAUAACAUUGCUCUCAUUGUUAUAGUUCAAAAUGAAUAGUUUAGCUACAAUAGCUCGAUGGUAAAAGGCUCGUAUCAAUAUCGAAGGUCAUGGUUUUCUUCUUCCGUCUAAAAUCUAAAUAAAGUCUUCCGGCUAAAUGAAGGGGAACAGAAAUAUUGUCCAUAUUUAAAAAAAUUAGCUACUACUUUGAAAAAGAAAACAAAGUAAACUUUAAAUGGCCUAAGUCUUAUAAAUAGACUGAGUAAUCAUCCGUUUUUUUUUUAAAUAAUUGAUAGACUUGGUAUCAUGUAAUCGUAUUAGUGUGAUUUGUUAUAAAAUUUGUUAAUGUUCAAUUUGCUUUACCUCGCCAAAUGAGUGGUGACCCUUAGUUAAGUCAUCAGUGCCUUGAAUUUUGAUUGAUUGAAACGAAUCUUGAAUGACUAAACUGGUAUAUUAAAAUGGCUGGACGUAAUGGUACGUUUACACUGAAGUUAUUUUUCGUAAUGUUUAUCGAUGUUGCUAGACAUAGAGCAACAUUUGUAGAUUGCGCUGAACAGUAAAAAAAGUAACUUGUGCGUCUCGGAAGCCAGACUAAGUGGUGUAGUAACGCGUUACGUUACGUAACGGUUUUUCCCUUCCAUUAUAAGUUAUCACUUUAAUAUAUAUUUAAAGGUUGUGCAAAGUCACAUAAAGUUAUUGAAAGUUUUUUAAUGUUCCAAAAAUUGUUAUUGCUCAACAAAAAGUAACCUCAGUGUGGAUACACCAUUGUAUUGUAUAGUUGUCAAAAACAAAAUCUAAUUACGAGAACAAACGUCAAGCAAUAAAUACAUGUAUGUAAAGUUAUCCAGUCUAGCUGUUUAUUUAAAAGUAUCUCGCAAAUAACGUAACGUGCAUCGAUUGCAUACGUAACAUGUUUUAUCUCGGAUGGGACGGGAUGAUGAAGUUUUGGAAAUACAAACAUACAAAAUACAUACAAUUCUGUAUGUAUUUUGUAUGAAAUGUUGUCACCAGAGCGCAUUCCGUAUGGAGCGACCUUAAUGUGCCACAAUUGGUACAUAAUGUUAGUGUUCUUAAAUAAGGUUUCUUUAAAUAUUUUGUUUUGAUUGAAGUCUUCAAUAACUUUAAAAAAAAUUGAUUUAAUUUAAUCAAUUUUUUAAUUUUUUUUAAUGUGGCCUCAAUCCUUUUACUAUCGAAAAAUAGGUUUUGAUCUUAAAGAUUUGUUUAGAUAUAUCAAGUCAGGAUGCCACUAAAAGUCCUCAUAAACAUAGGCCUCCCUGGGCCUUAUUACAGGAAAGGAGCCAAUAUAGUCUGAUAACAGACUCAAAUGUAUUAUUUCACCAUUGUCAGGAACCAAGUGGGUAGAAGCUUUGGCCUUGACCAGAUAUGUUUGAAUAGACCCUAAACCUCAGACUAAUUAGAUAAAGACCAGCCUCGCAAGACAUUAUUUUUCUGUCAAAGUAUAUGAUCAACGGUCCUAUGCGAUUAUAAACACUGUCUCUAUAGAAUCGAUGUUUCAUAGUUUACAAUCGUGUCCGUCGAUUAAAAACCUCCGUAAAAAUACCUUUUCAUGUAGUUAAAUGGUGUAAAAAACGAACAAAAACUGCUAGUUUAGUAUAAGAUAUGUAUGAAAUCUAAGCUCGUUUUCCUUAGAAAAUGGCAGAAAAUUUUGUUCGUGAAUUUGGGAGCGAUACUAGUCCUUAUGUAUUUAGUCUGAGCCCUAAACAUAUAUCAAUGAUUAUAGAAUAUACUUUGUACUACGUAUAAUUCAGCUAUUACAAAUGAAAAUUUGUGACGAUUUUAAAAGUAUGAAAGUUAAUUUGAAAUUACAAUAUUGUGAUUGGCGCUUAAAACUGUUUACUUAUUUACAGACAUAUAUUUUUUAUAAAUUAUUAAGAUCGUGUGACAAAAAUUUUCAGACAAAUAAUGACCUUAUUAGUAUCAUAGAAAAUACAUAAGAAAUAUGUUUUCCAUUUCACUAUUUCGUAAUGGCGUGUUGCUUGUGAAAUUCACAAGAAAAGAGAUGUAAUUCAUAUAAUUUAGGCUGGUUCUUAUUAAAAAUGAUGUGUUCACUUACCAUUCGAUGUUGUAUAUAGUUAUAAAAACGUUUGUUUAGGUUUUUUUUUUCACCGAAGUUUUAUUAUUAGAAACUUCAGGUAAUAGCUUCAAAUGAGCCCUUUUCUUCUAAAGGUCUAAAAAUCCCCUAGGGCUGUAUCGGGAGUAGGUACAAAUCGACAUAUGACCGUGAAAUUGUAGUAAGCGAUACUUUUAUCAAUUUAAGUCAAUAUUGUGCCAAUUUUAGUACAAGUGACAUUUUCAUUUUCAAGAGUAUUUCAUAUAUUUCAAUAAAAAAAUUCAACACAUUUUAACCCCCCUCCCCCUCUCCCAGUGCUGCCUCUAGCAGAUUUAAAAAAAACCUUUAGAGGAAAAGGGCUCAUCGAGCAAGUUUCAUAAUUACAGGUAAUUCAUGUUUUUGAAAUGUUUUAAUUAUUAGUUUACACCCAGUAGAUAGUGCUAUUUUAGGGUGAUUUCUAUAAUAGAGUCGUUUAUAUUAACGCCGCGAGAGUUAAGAAAGUAUUAGGAUAACAGUGGCGUGCACAUUAUUUUGGAUUGGGUAGGCAUUGUGCAAAUAUGAUAACGGUAUGUUUGAAGUGCACGUCUCACUUGGGUCGUAAUUAUAACUUGGCAAAUUCGUUUGUAACAGACAGAUAAACUCACAACUGAUUUCCAGUCUCUGCCCCGCGCGCACGACUUCACACCCGCAGAGUCGUUCCCUCCCCGCUCGCAUAUCAUGGGAGUGUCAGCAAUAAACUUGCUAAGCUAUAACUCUUUUUAGGGUUCCGUAUCCCAAUUUUUUUUUUGUAGAAUUAUCUUUAUCUUCAAUAAAGUUUAUCUUGUGUGAUGUUCGGUGCUAAACUAUAACUUUUUGGUUUUAGAGAUUUAUUUUGGAGAAACAAAGUCUCGAGAAAUAAAAAUCGUGUCUACUAUUGUGUGGACUAGACAUUAAAUUGAACGUACUUUCAUACUGAAUUGUCAGUAUGGAUAAACAAUGGAGGUACAUACCUUGAACGGAACCAACUGUUUGCGAUUCCAACUCGCACUUGACUAUUUUUUUAAAUAUUCAAUAUUAUAUUUUUCGAUGUACGUAAAUAUAUAUUUUUAGCAGUGAAAUGCUUUAUAUAAAACUGGGAUUUUUUAAGUUUUCUUUUUGAUUUGAGAUUUUUUUUUUGUUUACUUUAGUGCUUAUUAAUCAAUUAAUUUAUCUUGUAAUUAGUAAUUAGAUCUCAUUCAAAAGAUUCAUCACAACACACUGUUGUUCGUUUAGGGCAGUUUUGAAAUUGAAAAAUCCUUUAUACUGUAAUGUUUUGUUUAAGAAUCGAUACUAGUAUAGUUCGAAAAACUUGUGAAUAACGUUUUGUAUAUUAACUAAAUAAUAUUUUGCUUUGAAUAUGUACGGAUAUCGUGUUACUGGCAAAGUUCAAAUGCAAAAUUUACUUUGAAACAAUGUAAAAGUUUAUUUCUUUUAUUUUUAAUUGGUACUGUAACACAUUCCGUAGACAGAGAAAAAAAUAAACUAAUUUACAUUUCACAUUCAUCACGUGGACUCUUUAUGGAAAGAGAAUAUGUGGUGUUUUUUUUUUAUUCUCUGCAAGUUAGUCCUUGAUAAUCUCACCUGAUGGUAAGUGAUGAUGCAAUGAGAUUGAAGCGGGCUGACUUGGAAGAGGAUGAAAAUCCGCACCCCUUACGGUUUCUACACGACAUCGUACUGGAACGCUAAAUCACUUAGCGGUACCUCUUUGUUGGUAGAGGACCUCAAUCAACCUAGCCGGGGAUCGAACCCAGGACUUCCGUCUCGUAAAUCCACCGCGUACACUACUGCGCCAUGGAGGCCGUCAUUAAUUAUUAUUGUUAUUUAAAAAAUAAAUCGGUUAUUCGCUUAUCCACUUUGCCGGUAACAUAACAAUUUUAUAAUCACUUUUAGGGGAAAAAUUACGUAAUAAACGUAAUGAAAUGUUAUAUUUUUACACAAAUAUAAUAAAUAGUUAUAUAAAAUAUAUAGUGAUGUAUAAAUUAGUAAAAUAUAGUGAAUAGUUAACGAAGUCAUCGAUUUUUUUGUUAAUUGAUAAUAUUCUACAGCAAUAUAUUUAGAUGCAAAUACUGCCCUAUGGCUUCCAGCGUAAAUAUUAUGCGACGAAGUUAGUUUGUAAUCUUAGAAUAUUAUGGAUACAUUCCACUAAACGAUUAGAACGUCCAAAAUAAUGCAACUGUUCCACAUGACGACCACGUGGUCCCGGCGAAAACGUCAUUGAUGACGUCAUUAAUUAUGCUCACGAAAAGCCUCAGACCAAUUAGCUUUUAUUGGACUUGACCUGAGUUCUUGCACUACACACAACUAUUUUAAAUCGUUAUACACACACGUGUAAUUUUAACACAAUGAAACAUCGAUUCUAUAGACGGAGUUUGUAUGAACACGUUUGAUCAUGAUCAAACAGUUUUGACAGAGGGGCAACCUCUAGCGAGGUAGGUCCUAUAGAAGGUAAUUGGUCUGACCGAAAGGCUCACAACAACCCAUCUAAAGAGCUUCUAUUAUUUCCUCUCCAUUCCACUUGAUUUUAUAAUGGCAAUGCUCGCAAGCAAGUGGAAAAAUUAAAAUGUGAUCGUUGUGAUCGCUUAGUGGAUAUUUAAUCCUCCAUCAUCAAUUUUAAAGGUCCAAUUCAGGGACAACAGGAUAAUUAUGUAUAUCGGUAGAUAAUUCAAUAUGCGAGCCUACCUGAAGAGGGAGUGAUUUUUCGCGGGUGAUCCCUCAUGAUGAACCAUCAUAUUACCUAUUCUUAAUUAAGUGGUUAAUUUCUUCCAUUAGCUUCUAUUAUUCAUCUAAAAUAGUUAUCUCUCGUAGCAAGUUGUUAACGGUGUUUCAACGAAAUAAUUUCAAUUAACGUAAUUUCGUUGUAAUAGCCAAUCGUUAGAAGACUGCAAUAACGAGAAAUCAUUGCGAUUAAUAUAGUGGUGGCUCAUGUUUUAAAUUGUAUACUGAAAUCCUGAAUCCUCAGACCUUCCAGUUUUUUGAGGGGGACGAGGUAAACUCACACAUUGAAAAUGUUUAACACCUAUAAAUUUAUGCUGUGUACACUCACACAAACUAUAUAAUUUUAAAUCGUAAUACACACGUGUAAUUUUAACACGAUGUAACAUAGAUUCUAUACACGCAGUUUGUAUGGAUACAUUUGAUCAUGAUCAUAUAGUUUCGACAGAGGGGUAACCCUUAGCGAGGCAGGUUCUAUAGAAGGUAAUUAAUUCGUCUGAGACUGAAACACGUAAUUACCUUCCAAGCCUAGACUGCAAUAGCCAUACGAUUGCAUAACAACUUCGUCGCAUGUACUUGUGUAUAUAGAAUUAAAGUUUGGAAUUAUUAUGAUUAUGAAAUAAAAGUAAAUUGUUUCGAAAAA
This is a messenger RNA of Bicyclus anynana (squinting bush brown), 8783 nucleotides long. Its product is annotated as lipid droplet-regulating VLDL assembly factor AUP1. NCBI's taxonomy places the organism in Eukaryota, Metazoa, Arthropoda, Insecta, Lepidoptera, Nymphalidae. The transcript is spliced from 8 exons. Gene Ontology annotation, molecular function: protein binding. The coding region runs from base 138 to 1277 and encodes 379 amino acids. Gene Ontology annotation, cellular component: membrane. The record is from RefSeq and is a predicted model, not a curated record.